Cydia amplana is the source of this 2154-nucleotide messenger RNA. RefSeq names its product inositol polyphosphate 5-phosphatase E (gene INPP5E). Gene Ontology annotation, molecular function: phosphatase activity. Gene Ontology annotation, biological process: phosphatidylinositol dephosphorylation. The record is from RefSeq and is a predicted model, not a curated record. The coding region runs from base 199 to 2115 and encodes 638 amino acids. The transcript is spliced from 10 exons. Lineage: Eukaryota; Metazoa; Arthropoda; Insecta; Lepidoptera; Tortricidae.
GAUUAUACGAAUAUUUAUGUUAUAAAUAGACUCGACAAGCAUGUGCAGACUUCGGAACGUAUCACGAGAUUUUGACAGAUUCCGUAGCGCAAAAUGUCAUUCAAAGUGAUGUAGGUUAUGUUGUCUAUAUUUUAUAUAAAAUUCUAUAAAAUGUAAUUAGUAACAUAAAUUAAUAGAGCUGGUGGCAUAUAACACAAUAUGACCACUUCACCUACCAAAACCAAACAGAAGUUGUCGUUACGGAAACGGUUGUUCGUUAAAAAGUCACCCAAAGUUGGCUGCUAUGUCGAUACAGAUUCCAAUGAUGAGUUUUCUCAGUCGACGUCUCGUCCGAUUUCCCCGGCCGACCCAUUCCUUGCUCAUAGUCAGUUACAAGUUCAUACGAGCCUGGAGUCUAUUGAUAACCACAAGAAUGCAUCGGAGCCGUUUAGCAACAACACAAGCCAGGGCAGUGAUCACUCUCACAAGGACGACGAUACCAAUCCUCAGUGCUGUAAAACGUUCUUCAGAAGAUCUCGGCCGAAGAGUCUAGUAGAUGCACAGUCAAAACCCGUCGCCAAUUCCAGACCAUGCAGCCCAGUCACUAGCAACAGUGAAAACUCAGUCUCACACACUAAGUCUGACGAAAUACCUAAAGUUACCGUUAAGUUUCCAAAGAAUGACGAUCCUCGAAAGUACUUUGAACAUUCAGGGUCCUUUGAAGGUAUAAAACCAAAGAGUAAACUGUUUGUCAAGAGAUUAUCAGCUGAUCAUUUAAUAUCUAAUGACACCAAACCACUGUUUCACACAUCAUCUCCUGAAAGUGAUAAAAGAAGCAGUUCUUUAGAUCGGAAAAGAAAGACAAAGUCAACAAUAACCAGAUCUCAUUCCCGUGUGGGUAGCACAGACAGCUUGGUUCGCAACUCUCUGCUCGCUGCUCAGGUGCUUCGGCUCAUUCCCACUCAGGAGGCGAGGGAGAGGAAUUAUUUGUAUGGGCGGCUAGCAUCCCACUCCCUUCUGGGUGCUGCUGAGUUGGAACACGUCUUUCCAGAAAGGGAGGUGAAAAUCUUUGUGGGAACAUGGAAUAUGAAUGGCCAAGCUCCACCCAAAGAGCUAGCCGAUUUUAUUUUCCCGAACCAAGUGAAACAUGUCCCAGACAUAUUCGCCAUCGGCACUCAGGAGUCAUAUUCGGAGCGGACAGAGUGGGAAAUAACCAUUCAAGAAGUCCUAGGACCGUCACAUUUACUUCUUCAUUCUUAUUAUUUAGGAACAAUCCACUUAACAGUAUUCAUAAGAAGAGAUCUAAUAUGGUUCUGCUCGCUACCAGAGGACGCUAGCCUGUCCGUAAGGCCGGGUACCGCCUUCCGAACGAAAGGCGCUGUGGCCAUAUCGUUCGCGCUGUUCGGCUCGACCUUUCUGUUCGUGACCGCGCACUUGACCGCACACCAGGAAAAGGUCAAGGAGAGAGUGUCAGAUAUCAAGAGAAUAAUUAGGGCUAUUGAUUUACCAAAGAAUUUACCGUGCAGACAUAAAAGUAAAGAUGUGACAAAUAACUUUGAUUACGUUUUCUGGUGCGGUGAUCUAAAUUUUCGGCUGGGUGAACCGAGAGCUGCUGUUUUACGAUGGAUCGAGCAGACAGAGUUCCCGCUGCCGCACCACCUGCCGCACGGGCUGCUGCACGCCGACCAGCUGACGGCCGUGCUGGAGGACGGCGCCGCCUUCAGGGACUUCCGGGAGGCUCCCAUCACCUUCCCGCCCACCUACAAGUACGAUCCGGGCAGUCAGCAAUUCGACACUUCAAGUAAGCAGCGCGCCCCGGCAUACACCGAUCGGAUACUCUUCAAGGCCAGGACUAUGACUGGGAAUUCCUCAGCCUUCUCAGGUCUACGUCGUCUAAGCGCAGUCCCAGUCCAGUCCGGGUUGAAGUGUGAACUAUACAACUCUGUGCAGUCGAUAUGCACCAGCGACCAUAAGCCGGUGUGGGGCUUGUUCUCGGCCGCGCUCCGCCCCGGCACCGACGUGGUCCCGCUAGCAGCGGGUCUGUUCAACCGCGAGGUGUACCUCGAGGGUAUCAAGCGGCGCCGCGCGGUGCUCGACCACGCGCCCGGCACGUCGGCCGUGUGCGCCAUACAAUAACCCAACCACAUAAUUGCUUUACUAAAAUAGACAGCCGAU